GUUGAAUGGCAGCAACAUCGUGGCUACCGAGUAGCGUUCCUUGGCGCCAUCCCUGACCUUUAUGGGCCAGUUACUGCCCUUGUGCGCCUGAAAGCUGUCUUGUCAUUGUGAGUUUGAACGUUGUGGUCUACCAUGACCUCCUCCUCUUUCCCCCCGUCCUCCUCCUCUUCAUCCUCAUGGUGCUUUCACCAAUGCUGGUUGGCAUUUGGAUCUGCAGCAGCUGUUGUGGGAGGAGGAGGAGGAGGAGGAGAAGGAGGAGGAGGAGGAGGAAUGCAUCAGCAGUGGAGUCUGAUAAGAAACUCAGUGUUGGUUGGGUUUCUUCUUAGCACACUGGCGACUUUGGCAUUUGGCGCUAAGACUUCAUACUACUUCUCAUCAACAAUGGGGGACGAUAGCUUGAGCGAGCAGCAGGCUCAGAAAUCAUCGACGCCUUGGAAAUCCCUUUCCAAGGCGGCUAGGUUAUCACUUCGACCGGGUGACAAUUUGCUUCUCUGUAGAGGUGAUGCUUGGUUCAAUGAGAAGCUAGAGGUGUACGGAAGGGGUACGCCUGAUCUACCUGUUGUUGUCAGCUCCUACACCUGCAAUAAAGAUGUUCCAAGGGGUAUACAUCCGUUGGUCAACCCUGGGGUGCGAAUCCCGGGAUCGGUAGUUCGAUGGGUUAAAUGGGCUGCCAACAAGAAUGUCUUGGUCGCCGAUCUUUCCGCAUUCAUCCCCAGAGGCCAAGAUGUUCAGUACUGGGGUAUCUUCAUUAAUGAUCUUCUGUACCACGCUCCCCGAAUUCCAAACUAUGUGAACCCGAUGGAAACAAGAGGUAGUGCGGGUGAGUUCUGGUGCCGGUUCCAGAGCAUAGGGAAAAGCGUUGAUGGAGAAUGGGAGAUGAGUGCGCCAAAGUCGUAUUUGAAUGCAAAGUUUCCUGAUGGGUUUCUUAAUGGUUCACGGGCAAUCAUACGCAGGUGGGCAUUUGACUGGGGACGAUGCGAUGUGAAAUACCACAAGGGGGCCUCAUUCUUCACAGAGCAAGAGUGCUUCUCCGGGGGCGCGUACUUCGAAGGGCCACUACAGCUGCUGGAUGCUCCACGCGAAGCGUUUUUUGACAAUGUGGAACGACGUCUGUACGUGUACCCAAUUGCAGAGCACAGGGUUAGCAUCAAAGUUAUCGACUUGGUCACGGAUUUUUCACAGCAAGGGGUGCUAAUCCGCGCUGGAAGCCAGAACAUAAUUGUUGAGAACCUGCGAGUCGAAAAGACGCAGACAGGAAUGCGAACCGAGUACUACGAACGUAACGAUGACAACGCAACGUGGAACGUGACAUUCAGGAGGAACGUCAUCCAAAAAUGCUGGCAUGGUGUGCACGUGCCCGUUCCGCGAGGUGUAAUGUUGGUGGAGGGCAACGACAUUGGGUGGAUGAUUGGUAAUGGAAUCCAUGGGUUCCUUCAAACUGAUGCCCAGUCCACGAUGUCAACAUAUAUGGCAAGAAGGAAUGUGGUCCAUCAUGUUGGGUACAUUUGUGGCUGGUCGCGAGGCAUAGGUAUCUACGCCAACAACAUCAUUGGCAACGUGGUUUACAACGUGGGGUGGUCGGCGUGUUACGGAGUCUGGUUCAGCUACAAUCUUAUCCAAGGCAACAUCAUCUACGACUUCUGUCGUACGACCAGUGAUGGGGCCGGGGUUUACAUAUUUAAGACAGCGGCUUUCAAUGGAAUGAAGGUGGUAAGGGACAACUACAUCACUGAAGGGUAUGGCAACGAGCUGGCGAUAAUGUGCUCUCUGGAAAACGGCAGGUACGAGGCGACCCAUGGCAUCUAUUUGGAUGGGAAUGCAACCACGAGGUUCGAAGUCGUCAACAAUACCAUCAUGGACAUCAGGAGGGGGGCCGCCAUACGACUACACAGGGCAAUGAGUGGUCUAUGGGCUGACAAUUUUGUAUUCAACAGCCCGGGAUGUGGGAUAGAACUGGGGGUUGAAGCUAGUAUAAACCCUAAUGUCGUUUUCAACAUGUACAGCAACUUGAUUGGUGGUGGAGAGUGCAUACUCAUGUUUAUUGCCUGGGACAACCCCCGGCGGAUUAACUCUAGAUAUGCCAAGUCGUAUGUAGGACGGGACACAAACAACACCUUUUGCCCAGAGACCUUGACGGAUAUUCUGCUUAGACCGCAGUUCCAGACGAUUGCAAGGGCUCCAAUAGGUGGUGAUGUGUACAACGACACCCUCGUUACGAUGUAUAAAUGGGUUGACUAUAUAGAUACGUUCGAGGAUUAUAGCACAGUUUGUAAGUUGAUGCAGUGGCGGGAGGUGCAGAGGAAGCUCUCUGCGCUGCAAGACAUUUGGGCAGCAACAAGAAACCAACAGAAGGAGAGGAGUGACCGGAUAGCUUGGUUGCUGGGGUUCGUCAGGCCUGAUGGUGUUAAGCUCGUGCCGGACCCCCCACCUCCACCUGUCGCAGGCAAUGCGGAGGUGAUGGGAACCAAAUCUCCACAAUCAGGAUCAUCAGAGAAUCUGCCAGACUCUGAGAAAGGUGCACCCAUUGUACCACUUGUUGCUGUCACAGGCGUUUCAGCAAUGGUCCUAGUAUUGGAUGUUGCAGCACUGCUGUACAUGCAGAAAAAGCACAGACGGGGACGAUAUCGGGACUCCUCUUGAUGCAACCAUGACGCCUCGCUCCACGACAGAACACUCUACAUGUAUCUGGAGCUCAUAAUCGUCCCGGUUCAUUCAAAAUGUUGGACUACUCCGGAUGCACCUUGUCCAGAAGGCCAAGUGUAUCCAGAGGGAUGAGUGGUGGAGCGAGGCCCAUCCGCUGAUGGAUUCAUAGCAGCCCCCAGAAACAGACACACCCAUCACACCACUGAUUGUGGUGACCACUGUUUCACCUAUACUCUUAAUAAUGGAUGCGGCAGCAGCCACAGCACUGUCAUACUUUUGGAUCACGCUCGGCGGGAACAACUCGUUAUCCGUCCAUUUGCUCAAUCAUCCGUCCAUUUGACAAGUCUUACAGUCUCUUACUGUAUUGUGCUGUGAGUCUGUUUUCUCUAAUGAAGGUCCGCCACUGCU
Chara braunii is the source of this 3051-nucleotide messenger RNA. The record is from the annotation of a GenBank genome assembly. Lineage: Eukaryota; Viridiplantae; Streptophyta; Charophyceae; Charales; Characeae.